UUAUCUUGUUGGUUUCUGUGUUUGUGUGUGGGUAGAUAGUGUGGCUAUGGCUGUGGCUAUGUCUCUGUCUUUCGGGCUCUUGUCUUCCUCCGUUCUCCUUCCAGAGGCCCACGCUCUGAGCUUCACGAGGCCUUCGCGUUCUGCUUCUGCUUCUCCACUGCGCAUGGUGCGAACCGUUAUCUCUUGCAAGGUCUCUGAGUCCGACAAAGGAACCCGCAAAAUCCGUGGCAUCAUGAAACCCCGCGAUGUCACCCCUGAAAUGGCAGCCCUCGUCGGCGCUCAACAGAUUUCCAGAACCCAAGCCCUCAAACUCAUUUGGGCUUAUAUCAAGGCCAACAAUCUUCAGGACCCUGAAGACAAGAGGACUAUAAUUUGUGAUGAGAAGCUGAAGAAGAUAUUUGAAGAGAGAGAUCGAGUUGGUAUGCUAGAGGUUGCUCGCUUGAUUAGCCCUCACUUCCUUAAAACUGAAGUUUAAGUUUUUGUAUGAAGGUCGACCGUUAGUGUAUUCAACAGUUAUAUUUGGGAGUAUUUUGUCCUGCGACAACGUAGCUUCUUUUUUUUCUUGCACUUGAAAUGCAGAACCAGCAUUGUUGAAGAGUUCGUUUUGAUUUGUGUAGUCUCUUCAGCGAGCGUUAGUGGUUCACUAUUAGGUUUUUAUUUGACUAUUAGGUUUCUAUUUGAUAUCUUAAAUGCCAUGCUUCUAAGUUCUGCUUA
This is a messenger RNA of Vigna angularis (adzuki bean), 714 nucleotides long. Its product is annotated as upstream activation factor subunit UAF30. Gene Ontology annotation, cellular component: nucleus. The transcript has 2 exons. Bases 47 to 475 code for a protein of 142 amino acids. Lineage: Eukaryota; Viridiplantae; Streptophyta; Magnoliopsida; Fabales; Fabaceae. The record is from RefSeq and is a predicted model, not a curated record.